CUGGCAGCACGGACUAGCGGGCCAUGGACGAGCCGAGUCUCCUGCGGCGACGCGGGCUCCAGAAGGAGCUGAGCCUGCCACGCCGAGGACGUGGCUGCCGCAGCGGAAACCGCAAAAGCCUGGUGGUAGGAACGCCAUCACCCACCCUUUCCCGGCCCCUGUCACCGCUCUCCGUCCCAACGGCAGGCAGCAGCCCCUUGGACAGUCCUCGGAACUUCUCAGCUGCGUCUGCUCUCAAUUUCCCUUUUGCCCGGAGGGCCGACGGCAGAAGAUGGUCCCUUGCAUCCCUCCCGUCUUCUGGCUAUGGAACCAACACACCCAGCUCCACUGUCUCGUCAAGCUCAUCCUCCCGGGAGCGCCUCCACCAGCUUCCUUUCCAGCCGACACCGGACGAACUGCGCUUCCUGUCCAAGCAUUUCCGCAGCUCCGAGAAUGUGGUUGAUGAGGAGGGUGGCCGUUCCCCACGCCUUCGCCCCCGCUCCCGAAGCCUCAGCCCAGGACGUGCAACAGGGACCUUUGACAACGAGAUCGUCAUGAUGAAUCACGUGUAUCGCGAGAGGUUCCCUAAGGCCACAGCACAGAUGGAGGGCCGGCUGCAGGAGUUUCUCACAGCCUUCGAACCUGGUGACCGGUUGGCUCUGGCUGAUGGUGUCCUGGGCUUCAUCCACCACCAGAUCAUCGAGCUGGCCCGAGACUGCCUGGCCAAGUCUGGAGAGGCGCUUGUCACCUCCCGCUACUUCCUAGAGAUGCAGGAUAAGCUAGAGCGGCUGCUGCAGGAUGCCCAUGAGCGCUCGGACAGUGAGGAGGUGGGCUUCAUCAUCCAGCUGGUCCGGAAGCUGCUGAUAAUUAUCUCACGGCCAGCGAGGCUCCUCGAGUGCCUGGAGUUUGACCCUGAGGAGUUUUAUCACCUGCUGGAGGCUGCUGAGGGCCAGGCUCGUGAGGGACAGGGCAUCAAGACGGACCUGCCGCAGUACAUCAUUGGGCAGCUGGGCCUGGCUAAGGACCCCCUUGAGGAGAUGGUGCCUCUGAGUAAUCUUGAAGAUGGAGGACAGCCCCCAGCACCGGAGUCUCCUGAGAACCGUGCCCUCAUCGGCCCGUCACGGAGGAAGCCAUGUGAAAAUGACUUCGAGACCAUCAAACUUAUUAGCAAUGGGGCCUAUGGGGCUGUCUACCUGGUGCGUCAUCGAGAGACACGGCAGCGCUUCGCCAUCAAGAAGAUCAACAAACAGAACCUGAUGCUGCGCAACCAGAUCCAGCAGGUGUUCGUGGAGCGGGACAUCCUCACCUUUGCCGAGAACCCCUUUGUGGUCAGCAUGUUCUGCUCCUUUGAGACCCGGCGCCAUCUCUGCAUGGUCAUGGAGUAUGUGGAAGGCGGCGACUGUGCCACUCUGCUGAAGAACAUGGGCCCACUGCCCGUGGACAUGGCCCGCAUGUACUUCGCUGAGACGGUGCUGGCGCUCGAGUACCUGCACAACUACGGCAUUGUUCAUCGUGAUCUGAAGCCUGACAACCUGCUCAUCACCUCGCUUGGCCACAUCAAGCUGACCGACUUUGGGCUGUCUAAGAUCGGGCUCAUGAGCAUGGCCACCAACCUGUAUGAGGGGCACAUCGAGAAGGACACGCGGGAGUUUAUAGACAAGCAGGUGUGCGGGACGCCAGAGUACAUUGCACCCGAGGUGAUCUUCCGCCAGGGCUAUGGGAAGCCAGUGGACUGGUGGGCCAUGGGCGUGGUCCUCUACGAGUUUCUGGUGGGCUGUGUGCCAUUUUUUGGAGAUACCCCCGAGGAACUCUUUGGCCAAGUGGUCAGUGAUGAGAUCAUGUGGCCAGAGGGAGACGAUGCUCUUCCAGCCGACGCACAGGACCUCAUCACCAGGCUCCUGCGGCAAAGCCCACUGGACCGUCUGGGCACUGGUGGUACCCACGAGGUAAAGCAGCACCCCUUCUUCCGGACGCUGGACUGGGCAGGGCUUCUGCGACACAAGGCUGAGUUUGUGCCACAGCUGGAAGCCGAGGAUGACACCAGCUAUUUCGACACACGCUCGGAACGUUACCGCCACCUUGGCUCCGAGGACGAGGAAACCAACGAUGAGGAGUCCUCCACAGAGAUCCCACAGUUCUCUUCCUGCUCCCACCGGUUCAGCAAGGUCUACAGCAGCUCCGAGUUCUUGGCUGUCCAACCUACCCCAACCUUUGCUGAAAGGAGCUAUAGUGAGGACCGGGAGGAAGGCUGGGAACACAGUGAGGUGGAUUAUGGCCGCCGGAUGAGCACUGAGAUCAGGCUCAGGCCCUGUGCCUCUUCUGGCUCCUCUUGCCACUCGUCCUCAUCCCAGCCUGAGCGGGGUCCCAGCCCAUCUCUCUUGAACACCAUCAGCUUGGACACGAUGCCCAAGUUUGCCUUUUCAUCAGAGGAUGAGGCGGCCCCUUUGGACUCCAAGAAGCCCAUCUUCAUUCUGGGGGAGCCUGAUCCACCCCCAGCAGCUACCCCAGGAGUGCCCAAGUCCUCAACCCUUUCUGCUGAUACAGCUGCCCUCAGUCACGCACGGCUACGAAGCAACAGCACAGGGGCCCGACACUCCACGCCACGGGUUCUGGAAGCUGGCCGGGGCCGCCGCCUUGGGGGCCCCAGAGACCCAGGCCCUGAGAAGUCCAGAGCCUCUGCCACUGGGGGCCGCGUGCCCAAGUCAGCCUCGGUGUCUGCCCUGUCGCUCAUCAUCACAGCAGAUGAUGGCAGCGGUGGCCCCCUCAUGAGCCCCCUGUCCCCACGUUCACUGUCCUCGAACCCAUCAUCUCGAGAUUCUUCUCCAAGUCGAGACCCGUCCCCAGUGUGUGGCAGCCUGCGGCCCCCCAUUGUCAUCCACAGCUCAGGCAAGAAGUAUGGCUUCAGCCUGCGGGCAAUCCGCGUCUACAUGGGUGACAGCGAUGUCUAUACUGUGCACCACGUGGUCUGGAGUGUGGAAGAGGGAAGCCCUGCCCAGGAGGCGGGCCUGCGAGCGGGGGACCUCAUCACUCACAUCAAUGGGGAGUCCGUCCUGGGGCUGGUGCACAUGGACGUGGUUGAGCUGCUACUGAAGAGCGGCAACAAGAUUGCUCUGCGGACCACUGCCCUGGAGAACACAUCCAUCAAGGUGGGCCCCGCCCGGAAGAAUGUGGCCAAGGGCCGCAUGGCACGCAGAAGCAAGAGGAGUCGCAGGAGGGAGACGCAGGACCGGCGCAAGUCCCUCUUCAAGAAGAUCUCCAAACAGUCGUCAGUGCUGCACACCAGCCGCAGCUUCUCCUCUGGCCUCCACCACUCCCUGUCAUCCAGUGAGAGUCUGCCCGGCUCACCCACCCACAGCCUCUCCCCCAGCCCCACCACACCGUGCCGCAGCCCAGCGCCUGAUGCCCCUGCAGACAGCGCAUCCCCACCCAGUGCAUCCCCAAGCUCCAGCAGUCCUGCCUCUCCUGCCACCGCCAGCCACACCCGCCCUAGCUCCCUGCAUGGCCUGGCUGCCAAACUCGGGCCACCCCGCCCCAAGACCGGCCGCCGCAAGUCUACCAGCAGUAUCCCGCCCUCCCCGCUGGCCUGCCCACCCGUGUCUGCGCCCCCACCCCGCUCACCUUCACCCCUGCCUGGUCACCCACCUGCCCCUGCCCGGUCCCCACGGUUGCGCCGGGGCCAGUCAGCUGACAAGCUGGGUACAGGUGAGCGGCUGGACGGGGAACCAGGACGCCGUGGCCGUGGCCCAGACUCAGAGCUCGUGGUCAUGCGGCGGUUGCAUCUGUCUGAGCGCCGAGACUCCUUCAAGAAGCAGGAGGCUGUGCAGGAGGUGAGCUUUGAUGAGCCACCUGAGGAGGCCACGGGGCUACCUACCUUGGUGCCACAGAUUGCUGUGGAGGGUGCUGAGGCGGUGUCGGGAGCCCUUGGACCUGCUGGAAAAGACUAAUCCCUCCCACUUGAUCUGCAAGUCACACGUUUUUGUGCAAUCGUUUUUCCAAAAAGUGACAAUGGAGACAUAGCCACCAACCUGUGACACCUGGAAGGCAAGAAGCCAUCUUGGUCCUUGCUGGAAGGUGGAGAGAGCACCUCCCUCAUGUUCUGGUGCCCUCAGGAUCUGAAGGGCAGGAAUAGGGGAUAAGGGAGGCCUUGUAAAUAGCAGCAGAUCCCUGCAACUAAUUUAUUACUUUUUAUAAGCGAUAGACUGAGCCACCACUAUGAAGGUGGCUGCCCAGGUCCUGCCUCAUGCACCUGGGACCCCAUUUGCAGACAUCCUACCCCCUGACCCCCACAACCUGGGUUGAGAAGGAAACACUUUGACAAGUCCCUUGUUUUCUGGUCUUUCUGUAUGUUUCGAGUUUUUUGUGUGUUACUUGAUCCCAUUCCCCACCCAUCCGUUCACCUGCCCUUGUCUCGUUUAGCUAUGACUUGAAAAGUCCGUAAAUGAUCCCCUUCCGCCAUAAGAGAAAGUAACUCCAAUGAUGGACUAGAGUCUGAAGGCUGUUUCUUCCCACCAUCAUAGUCUCCACCCCUAGAUCAGCCUUGCUAAAGAGUGCCUGCAGUCUUGUAGGCUUCAUCAUAGAGAAGUGAGUAUGGGAAUCAGGGCUUUGAUAGAUGAAUAGGAGUUCACUGGGUCUAGGCAGAAGGGUCACCCACUGCACUGAGGGACACUGAUGUCCGAGGAGGUGCAGGCUUCAAGGAGCCAUAACUGCCAUAACAGGAGAAUGUCCAUCACAGACAAUAUUUCACAUUUUGAGGAUCACAAGGGUGAACCCUGGGUCAGUGUGUGUCUGAAAUACCCCCUAGGAGUUCCCUCUUGUGUCAGAAUGUCCAUGUAUGAAAUUUGAGUAAGAAAAACAGCUGUCAGGCAGUGAGGCCCAAGUUUGAAUCUUGAAUUCACUGUGUGGUUCUGGGAAAAUGGUUCCCCCACUCUGUGCCUCAGUUUCCUUGUGUUUACAAAACUAACCCCAUGACUAUUUAUUAAGCACCUAUUGUGUGCCAAGUGCUUUUAUUCGUCGCUUCUCCCUCAGCCAGCCUUGGGAAGGCUGGAAGUGGUCUUAUCCCCGUUUUACAGACAAAAAGCUGAGGCCUGGCCAAGGUGGAGACAUCCCAGGAUGACCUGAGUCGUGCAGCCAGGCCCUGUCUUGAGCAUUGUUGCAAGGGAGCUGGAUCAGAUAAGUCUGGUGUCAGAUACAGCUGACUCCAACCGCAGCCCACACCCUCACCCCAUGCUGGGUGACCCACUGGGCAUGGGCAUCUCAGACCUCCAUACUCCAUAGGGAGGUCAGGCAAGAUGGCCGUGCCUUGCAUGGUAAGGGCACUUUCCACGCACGGCAGCCACUCUGCAUCCAUCCAGACACCCACCCAGCCCUGCCUGGUACUGGAGCUAGACCUAGGCUGUGCAUGACUUCCAUUCCCAAGCUGACUGAAUAAAAGCCCACAUUUACAAAGAGGA
Messenger RNA from Condylura cristata (star-nosed mole), 5429 nucleotides. RefSeq names its product microtubule associated serine/threonine kinase 3 (gene MAST3). Gene Ontology annotation, molecular function: ATP binding; magnesium ion binding; protein binding. Gene Ontology annotation, biological process: intracellular signal transduction; peptidyl-serine phosphorylation. The record is from RefSeq and is a predicted model, not a curated record. The coding region runs from base 24 to 3923 and encodes 1299 amino acids. The transcript has 27 exons. NCBI's taxonomy places the organism in Eukaryota, Metazoa, Chordata, Mammalia, Eulipotyphla, Talpidae.